Messenger RNA from Ogataea philodendri, 684 nucleotides. RefSeq lists its product as uncharacterized. Lineage: Eukaryota; Fungi; Ascomycota; Pichiomycetes; Pichiales; Pichiaceae. The record is from RefSeq and is a predicted model, not a curated record. The transcript has 3 exons. The coding region runs from base 1 to 684 and encodes 227 amino acids.
AUGUUCUCAUUCCCUACAAAACAAGUCACAAAGUCCCAGACUUGUUUCAUCUCGAUCACCUUGGGAUCCUGUGGCAGCUCCAACAGAAGGGGCUUGAUUUUCUGGCUGGUUGCUUCAAAUAACGUGGAGCUGGAAGCAAGCUUGGAGACGUUUUUCAAAAGAAUCAGCUUCAAAACCUCAAACUCAACCUCGAGACUAGGCGUGUUCUUGAAAAACCAUGGUAGCUCUGGUAGCAUCAAAGAGACAGUUGACAAGUUGAGCAAAUUGGUCCAUUUCCAGAGUGUUAUCUGUCUCGUAGGUGAUGAGGUCACGGACGAAGUUGAACAUGAGUCUUUUAAACUGAGCAUCUGGGGUCGUUUGGAUCAGAUAACAAAUAAACGAAGAGUGCACCACCACCUUGGAAUGGAUGGCUUCUCCAAUGUCUUCCAGCGACAUGAGCUUUCUAAGCACGUUGAUGUCCUCCUUGCAGCUUUGAAGUCUGACUGGUCGAAUAUAUAUGCAUGCAACUUAUUCAAAACUGGCUUUUCAACAAUGACUCGAAGGUCAUCCUCGGGAUCAAUGGGAACUUCAUCAACUUCCGUGGGGACCGACAUGGUUUGUGCAGAAUCGAACAAUGAAUCUGUCAAUGCAGAUAAAGGUUCCAGGUCGUGUUUGAUCAAGUCUCCUGACACUUCUUCUGUAUAA